Molecule: messenger RNA, 3798 nt
Organism: Monopterus albus (swamp eel)
Lineage: Eukaryota; Metazoa; Chordata; Actinopteri; Synbranchiformes; Synbranchidae
Gene: ca5a
Product: carbonic anhydrase Va
Exons: 7
Coding region: 409-1350 (313 amino acids)
Cellular component (GO): mitochondrion; cytoplasm
Molecular function (GO): carbonate dehydratase activity; zinc ion binding
Source: RefSeq, a predicted model, not a curated record
CAGCACAGUCCCCCUCCCCUUCCUGCCCACAGUGCGGUUUUGUAACGCCAGGCCCAUGUUAUUGUUUAUUGAGUGUCUGCUCCAGAAAAGGUCCUUUAAUGGGGUUCAACCUAGGUCAUAGCUUCAGCAGAUACAGCUGUUGGCUUUUAUGGCAACAAUUCCAUCGAACUACGCUAAGUUAAAACAAAAACCUGGCCUUUCCUUCGCCUCCAGGAGCAGAGACAACGGAGAGUUCAGUUUUGAACGGGCUUUGCACCGAGAGCUAACUUUGGCGGAGUUACCUUACAGCUACAACAAAUAACACAUAGGUUAGCUACGUGUUAGCUUCGGAUAGAACAGCGCCUCCGGACGACGUUAACCGGAUGUUUCACCGCUCGCAGAGAAGCUGGUAACGUUACGUUGAUCAACAUGGUGACACUGUCAUCUGUAGUAAGACCCCUGGCUUCCCAGUUUCACCGACGGCUCGUCAGACACGCCAAGAGUCACCGGAUAACGCCCGCCAGGAGAUGCAACCUCGCGGCCUGCUCAAGCAAAUAUGUGCUGUCACAAAUGCAUCCCAUGUGGCAGGGACCCCUCGUGGUACCAGGAGGUGAUAAUCAGUCUCCCAUCGACAUUGUUGUGCGGAAGAGUGUCUUUGAUUCUGAGCUGAAGCCUCUGGUCACUGAUUAUGACCCAGACACCUGCCAACAAAUCUGGAACAAUGGUUAUUCCUUCCUGGUAGAGUAUAAUGACACUACAGACAAGUCCACACUGAAAGGGGGCCCCCUGCAAGAUACAUUCAGGCUGUGUCAGUUCCACUUCCACUGGGGCGAGAGCAAUGUGUGGGGGUCAGAGCACACAGUAGACAGGAGGAUGUUCCCAGCAGAGCUCCACUUGGUCCACUGGAACUCUGACAAGUACAGUCUAUUUGAAGAGGCAGUGAUGGAGGACAAUGGACUGGCUGUGAUUGGAGUCUUUCUGAAGGUGGGAAAGAGACAUGAGGGGCUACAGAAACUGGUGGACGCUUUGCCUGCAAUCAGACACGAGGGCAGUGUAGUAGAGUUUACUAGGUUUGACCCUGCCUGUCUGUUACCCACCAACACCGAUGACUACUGGACAUACCAUGGCUCUCUGACAACACCCCCUCUGACAGAGUCUGUCUCCUGGAUCAUCAUGAAGCAGCACAUAGAAGUCAGCCAUGACCAGCUGGCGGUCUUCCGGAGCCUCCUGUUCACCUCAGCAAAGGAUGACGUACAGAAGAGUAUGGUGAACAACUUCCGUGUGCAGCAGCCUUUGUGCGGUCGCACCGUCCGCUCUUCUUUCAUUCCCUUCCUUCAGGAGGUGUCAUCAGUCGAAGGCGACAAACACUGAUGGACCCAGUACACACAACCUCUUGCACAGUAAAGGACACUAUGGCAGCCAAUACACACAGUUAUCACACAAACUACUUUUAAUAUGUGAACGACUUUUAUUCUGUCAUAAUACAGUGUUGUUCAUUAGCAUGAGCAACUUUAGUUAGACUUGCAUUUUAAUUACAAGCAGUAAAGCAUUAAAUAGGUGGGAUGCAAGGGUACAUUUGUGUUUUUAUUAGUGUUCAGAUUUCAGUUUGUGUGAUUCAAACCAAUAAGGGGUGAUUGUUGUGGAUAUAUGUAAGGUUUACUGAUGUUUUUUUCUAAUUAAUGAGUAAUGACAUAAAUCAUAUUUAUUAUACAUCUAUAAUUUUAAUAUUUACUUUCCAUGGGUUUGUACUGGAGGCCAGGGUAGGGAACCACACUGAGCUGGAAGUAAAACCUCAUUAGCACAAACAUGUAGUUUAAAGUCCAGGUAAAGUAGAAAUAAAUAUGUUCUGAGUUUGUCAGACCACAGGAAAAUCUCACUAUUAACAACCAAGCUAAAUUUGAAUGAAUGAUUAAAAAGAUUGCCAAGUAUAUAAAAUUUGAUUUUAAAGUGAUGAAAAAAUGUGGAGUAUUUUCUGCUCUGAAAUGCCAGGGGCAUCUGAUGGUGACGCUGAACUGCGCCCAAUCGCGGAAAUGUGCCACCUGUCCUGAUCAUUAAGGCAGAACAUCCAGAGGCAUCGCUACAGUAGCUAGCUAGCAAACUGUAGGCUGUAGUAGGUGUAGUAACUCGUGAUCAAACAGGAGAACUGGUACUAAUGAGCUAGGGAUCUACAGGAGCAUUUUAUCAAAGACCAUUAACUAAGAUAAGAUGAAAAAUAAUGUUUUGGAGUUUAUGGAGCCAUUUCUCCUAUGUGAUGUUUGAGUGAGAUUGGGCGGUGCUCCGGUCCUUUGUGGGCACACGUGCGCGCACACACACAAACGGAGCAAGACAGCUGCUGUCACAGACUCGCAGCAGCAGAGACAGGGAGACCAGGAGAAGUGAAAGUUAUGCCUGUUUCUGUACAUGCAAUAAAACCUUCGUGAGUAAAAAAAAAAGUCAGUAGGAGUAUUUUAACAAAACACCAGCUAAAUAAGCAUAAUCAGAAAAGUGAAAAUGUUAACCUUGUUCAGUCUACGAGCUUGUUAGGCUAACAGCAGAGUGCUAACUGUGGUGACCUGUCCACUGCAGUAACUUCACAUCCGCUGUGGCCAUUAACUCCCUUGCUCUAGUGCUGGGUAUUGAACUUUGAUACUUUUAUGGCAUCCGUUGAUUUACUAUAAAGUAUUGAAAAAUCCUUUUCUGCAUUUUUGUUUAAUGUUAACAGAGCUUAAGGUUGUGGUAAAUAGGUUUGCUUUUUACUUUAUGAAACUGUUGAGUGGACAAAAAUGCCAAGUAAUUGAAAAAUAAAACAAUCUACUGUCAUUAAAAUUGAUCAGCUCAGGAACAGGAUAGAGGAAAUGAUUAAUCAUUGCCAUUAAUAGACUUCCUGGUCAGCUGAUUGAAUCUGGUUGAUAUUGGGAGGGAAUUGCUGUUCUCAUUUGUCCUGUUUUGUUGGUUUUAUGCCACCUCACAUUUAUUUAUUUGUGGUAAAGAUCUGAUGCUGUGAUGUGCAGUGAGAGCUGUUAAUUCAUUGUGAUGGCUGCAGACUCAUGAGUUAACAGUGAAGGGGCCAAACUGGGCAGCUGUGACAUUACAGAUGUUAGGGCGGGCGAGGUGUGGAGUGUGAUCUUUGCAUCAGAAACAUGUCUAGCAAUGUGUUGAUUUUCAUUUCUUUAUAGAUGAUAUGCAAUACUGAAUUUAUGUUUGAUGUGUUAUAACAUGGAGACAAGGGACCUAAUGCAGCCUUUAUUUUUACAACUGUUUUUUAUUGCUGUAUUUGAAUCAUGCACCAGGAUCUGUUUCAUGUUUCAAGGCAUUUUGCUCCUUUUAACCUUUAUUGUUACAUGACAUCCCAAACCAGUUUAUGGUGACUGUGUUCAGUGAUGGUUCAAAAUGAGGGUGAUGUAAUGUUUUCUGCAUCAGUUGUCUUAAGGAAUUUUAAAAUCUUUAUUUUUCAUCCUCUCACUUCCAAACUCAAGUGUUACAAAAUGCUGUCAUUUUUUUAUGUUUUACACCCUUGGUACGUCUUUACUUGCCUUCUGUAGCUCAGUGUGACGUUUUAGUACAUAUUUUAGCUGUUUAUUUGUCCAGUGGGUAACCAACAUUCCUGUCCUGUGGGACUCUACUUGGCCACUCUCUCUUCCCAGCAUGCCUUGCUCCACCUGAAUGGCUUCUUCUAAACCUUCAGCUGUGCAACUGAGAAGUGUUUUACUCCCAGAGACCCCUGCUCCACAAGGGGAAUGUUGAAAAUCACCCACUUGUUUUACAUGAUGUAGAUGUAAAGAUGAUUUUAGAGAAACUGACAUUAAUAGAUGUAUAACAAUAAAUGUGACAUCAGAAAGA